Molecule: messenger RNA, 1419 nt
Organism: Opisthorchis viverrini
Lineage: Eukaryota; Metazoa; Platyhelminthes; Trematoda; Opisthorchiida; Opisthorchiidae
Exons: 9
Source: RefSeq, a predicted model, not a curated record
AUGAAUAAUUUGCACUUACUGGAGUACGGUUGCAAUGGACCGCUUGUGGCUUGUGCGCAAGAACCCAGAAAUCAACCGGCUACAGAUAGGACAACAACUACGCUUUACUAUCGAGUGGUGAAUGCUGAAUCACGUGAAACCUGCCUUGCGAAUAUUGUCCAAACGGUUUCUGACACCGUGAACAGUGUUGUAGGUGGUGCCCAGUUGACAGUUACCAAGGCUGAAUGGGGAACUUCAGAAAUAACUGCGACAGCCUUGGACGUCACGUCGAAAGUUCUAUUCGAAUUAAGAAAAGAUUUGUUCUCACGAUGGUUCAAUCCAUUGACCACAGUGGCACCGUUCGCGACUAACUGCAUACAUACAGAGGGUGAUAGAUUUCAUACAACUGUGUUGAUGUCUGCAUACUUUAAUGCAAACGAAAAGAAUGCGGCGCAAAUCGCGGAGAUGAAACGUCAAGUGGAAAAUGCAGCUGAUGGUGCUAGCGGUGAAGAGGAAAGCGAGAACAUUAUUCAUUUAUUCAGCGCAGAGGGUAUGACUGAUGAGGACAACAACAAUAACAAUGUCGUGACUGAUAACGACAACACUUACGACAUUGACGAAGAGGAAGGGGAUGAUGAAGAAGACACUGAAGAAACAACAACAGAAGAUACGGAUAGUGAACCAGAAAUUUCCAUCGGUGGAGGGGUAGACGAUCUCGCCAUUAAAAUAACACCAGUGAUUUCUGCUGUUAGCGGUUCUCCGUGGGACCGCCUCUAUAAAAAGCUGAGUGGUCUCAAUACAAAGCUGUAUGACGUUUGUGACUUAUUAAUGCCAACUUUGCGCUCAGUAAAGUUCGAAUGUAGUGCCGCUCUGGUUGCCUGUUCUCAAGAACCGCAAAAUCAGCCGGCCGAUCAGGGGACCUCGGUAACUCUAUACUAUCGACUACCACCAGCCGAAUUGAGAGAUAGCUGUAUUCAAGGCGUCGUCAUACAGGUUGACGGAUAUGUACUCAGAACCUAUUGGGAAACUUCAAAACAAACCGGUGAUACCCCAGUGCCGACUGCAAAAGUGAUCUAUCACUUGCGAAAAGAUCUAUUUGAGCGUUGGUUGGCAACGUCGGGAGAUAUCAAACCAUUAGCCAUUAACUGCCUUUGGACGAUGGCCGGCAUAUUAAAAGUGACGUGGAUGUCAAUUUAUUUUGACUUCGCUAAGUUUGCUGAGGUCGAGAACGUUGAAACCUGGAUCGAAAACGUACUUGAUCAACGUGGAGAUAGUGUCGCUUUGGAGGACUAUGUUGACGAUGUUAUGGGUAGGUGUUGCGCGUUUUAUUUUGACUUCGCUAAGUUUGCUGAGGUCGAGAACGUUGAAACCUGGAUCGAAAACGUACUUGAUCAACGUGGAGAUAGUGUCGCUUUGGAGGACUAUGUUGACGAUGUUAUG